AGUAUUAGAAUUCAGUGAAUAGUGCCGUUGUUGUUCUCUCUCCUCUUUGUCAGUUCAUUAGGGUUUUCCAUUGGCUCGCUUGAGUUAGUUUUGAGAGUUAAAUUUCUUUAAAUUGAAUUUCCCCCCUCCUCUUGAAUCAAUUUUCCUUCUUACAGAUUUGUUUGCUCGAAGUACUAAACUAAGCCCCACUCCUCUUCUCCAUUUGUUUAUAUAGAAACUCUCUCUUGUCACCGAGCUCUGGAUAUAAAGACCAGAGGGGCAGAGCCUGUUCAUUUCAGGUAGGUGAUCCAGAGGAAAUUGGAAUUUUAAUCCCUUACGAGUCUUCUUGGCGUAAGCGUGGUUAGCCUCAUUCUUUGUUAGUUGCUCAGCAACCUGGAGGCACCUGAAUCAGCUUAGAAUGGAAUCUAUGGAAAUUGACAAGGAAAGUAAUGGAAAUACACCAACGACAAGGGAAAAUGGUUCCCAUCUAAGGCCAGUUGCACCUGAGGAGUCUGGCGAAGGCUUUCCGUAUGCUCCUGUAGAUUGGCCAAAACCUGGUGACAUUUGGAAAUGGAGAGUAGGAAGAAGAGUUGCUUUUAAUGGGCAUUUUUUGGACAGGUACUUGUAUCCUCCUCGCCGCCUUGGUCGUCCUGAAAAUUUGCCAGGUAGUAAACGUGGAUUUGCAAGCAAGCUUUCAGUUGAACGUUAUAUCCGAACAAAAUUUCCCGAUGCAAAUGUUGAGGCAUUUUUUGCUUCAUUUAGCUGGAAGAUACCUUCAAAAGUGGCGCCAACAAAUGGUAAUUUGGAGGGGCAUACUUUUUUGCCUUUUGAAGAAACAGCUGAAAAUUCUGAGUCUGAUUCUCAGUCUGAUGCUGCAAGAUGUAAGGCUGGAAAUAAGAGGUGUGAUAGUCUCAUGGUACAAGCAGAAAAUGUAUCUAUAUCUGCAAUGCCUUGUGACAUUUGUUGCAAUGAACCCCGUUUCUGCCGUGAUUGCUGUUGUAUUUUGUGUUGCAAAAUCAUAAAUUCUAAGUAUGGAGGCUACAGUUACAUAAAAUGUCAAGCUUUGGUCAGUGAGGGUUAUAUAUGUGGCCAUGUUGCCCACAUCGACUGUGCUCUUCGGACAUAUAUGGCUGGAACAGUUGGAGGAAGCAUUGGCCUAGAUGUUGAGUACUACUGCCGCCGUUGCGAUACGAAGACAGAUCUGGUUUCACAUAUUACGAGGCUUUUGCAAACGUGUGAAUCUGUUGAUUCCUGUGAAGAAUUAGAAAAAAUAUUAACUGUUGGCAUUUGCAUUUUACGUGGGUCCCAGAGAAGCACUGCAAAGGGACUGCUGAACCGAAUUGAAUCAGUCAUUGCAAAGCUUAAAUGUGGGACCAGUCUGGAUGAUGUAUGGAAAGCUGAAGAGGAUGUCUCAGCUAUUUCUGCAGGUGUCUCUCCUCAUGUCAUGGCGGAGGUUACUAAUCAUCAAGACCUUUUAGACAGUGUUAUAAGAUCGCCUCACACUGUAUCUCUGUCUUUGGAUUACCGGGCAGAAGUUCUAAAACUGGAGGAUGAGAUUGAUCAGGCUCUUCAUGAACUACGGAAAUCUCAGGCAUCUGAAUAUAAAAUUGCGGAGGAUCGACUUUAUGCUCAAAAAGGAUAUCUUCAUAACCUCUAUCAGCAACUUGAAAGAGAAAGAUCUGAAUGGACACAUUGCAAGUCCAUCACCAAGAAGGAUGUCUUGCUGGAUGCUGUCUUAAACAGGGUGGAUCAGAUAAAACAGGAAGUCGCAAAACUAAAGGAUAUGGAACAAGUGGCCAAGGGAUUUGGAAGGACCUCCAAGGGGAUCCUGAGAGAACACUUUGGUUUAGAAAUUGAAGAAUAGAUUCAAUUCAUUCAAGAUUUUUAUCAAUUUGUGCUAUGGUACUGCUAUAGUCUUCAUGCAAGGACCCAAUUAACUUGGCGAAUCUGAGUGUCAUAUUGCGACACUCUGUUUGUGGAGUCAUAAGCGUUGGCUUGAGGGAUUUAGCCGUGCAGAUGAUGAGAUCUAGUGUUGUAAAGAUAAUAAUUGGGUGAUGAAGCCAGCGGUAACAGCUUCUAUUGGAUAGUGUGCGCGAGAGCUUAUUGCGGAAUAUGCUGCUGCUGUGUGCCAUGUGCUAUUCAAUUUUGGCUUAUUUGACCAGAAAACGUGCACUAGUUGUGGGUUGUCAAUUCUUUCUGGGAAUAAGCGAUCUGCGCGGGGUUACAAUUCUUUCUGGGAAAGGUUACUGAUAGCAAUAAUGGAUUAUCGCAGAUGAUGCGAGUUGUUCUCGGAAAAAGUUGAUAGACAUAUUCAAGAAAGCAUUGAUGUUUUAACAAUGAAAAUCUUAAUUGGUUUUAGCUUUGUGUUUA
Molecule: messenger RNA, 2349 nt
Organism: Manihot esculenta (cassava)
Lineage: Eukaryota; Viridiplantae; Streptophyta; Magnoliopsida; Malpighiales; Euphorbiaceae
Exons: 6
Coding region: 398-1843 (481 amino acids)
Source: RefSeq, a predicted model, not a curated record